AUGUUCUAACCUACAUUAAUCAUCACACCCAUCAUUUCUAAGAAUAUUUCCAUCAUCACAUUCUUCCUCCUUCACUUAAAUGUAAUCUCCGCAUUAGAAUAAACAAACUCCAUUUAUUUCAUCUGCAUAGUAUCCCGAUUAGCAGAGUUAACAUUUGUGAUUCUUCUUUUAUGGAAACUUACAGCUUUUACAAUUAUAAGCAUAAUCAAUGCACUCCAAACAAUUGAUCGAGCAUUCAACACAAUCAUUUUAAUCUAAGAAAUAGCCAGUUUGACAUUUAAUACAAUAGGAUUUUCUGGUUGAAUGAUUCAGUUGACAUUAAAUGCAAUUAGAUUAACAUUGAAAACAAAUAGAUUACUUUAGUACUUCAUUUGAACAAGAAUAGUUAGGAUCAAUCUUACAAUUAGAACAGCCAUCUCUAAUUACAUCAUUUCCAU
Paramecium octaurelia is the source of this 437-nucleotide messenger RNA. The record is from the annotation of a GenBank genome assembly. Lineage: Eukaryota; Ciliophora; Oligohymenophorea; Peniculida; Parameciidae.